Drosophila willistoni is the source of this 392-nucleotide messenger RNA. Its product is annotated as heterogeneous nuclear ribonucleoprotein A1. NCBI's taxonomy places the organism in Eukaryota, Metazoa, Arthropoda, Insecta, Diptera, Drosophilidae. The transcript is spliced from 2 exons. The record is from RefSeq and is a predicted model, not a curated record. The coding region runs from base 49 to 300 and encodes 83 amino acids.
UUUACAACGCACAGAUCGAAAGGAAUUCUUGUGAAAUACGAAUCUAUAAUGAAGUUUUUGUUGAUUGUCCUUUUGGCUUGGAUCGCCUUGGCUUCGGCCCAGUUUGGUUUUGGUGGUUUUGGCGGUGAUCAGCAACAACAACAACAACAAGAAGGAUUUGGUGGCGGUGGUUUUGGUGGCUUUGGUGGCUUUGGUGGCGGCUUUGAGCAGCAACAACAGCAGCAACAAGAGGGCUUUGGUGGAGGUUUUGGUGGCGGUUUUGAGCAGCAACAACAACAGCAGGAAGGUUUCUUUUCCUGAUAACCUAUAAUUGAUGAAUCCUAUAAAUUGAUUUUAUAAUUCACAUAUGAAAAUCAAAAAUAUACUUCCAACUUUCUAACCUCAUUAUAAAA